Molecule: messenger RNA, 6203 nt
Organism: Lepisosteus oculatus (spotted gar)
Lineage: Eukaryota; Metazoa; Chordata; Actinopteri; Semionotiformes; Lepisosteidae
Gene: usp40
Product: ubiquitin specific peptidase 40
Biological process (GO): protein deubiquitination
Cellular component (GO): nucleus; cytosol
Molecular function (GO): cysteine-type deubiquitinase activity
Source: RefSeq, a predicted model, not a curated record
GCUUAAAAAACAUGGCCGCACACACGAUGGGUAUUUUUAUUUACGUUCUGUGCUUCGUUUCAGUGGAAAUGAAAGUAGUUGAGAUUUGUUUCGUCUAGGAACAGACAGCUGUGAGAGUGAGCUGAACGUUGUUUAAAUCCACGGCUGUUUUUUUUACCUCCUGGAUUUUCAAUCCGCAUUUUAAAAAUAAACUGUCAUGCAAAGCAGCUGUUGAAAGGUAACGUGCAACUUUGAAAGAUUUAAUGAAGCAAAUCCGAAGGUUUUUUCAAGCCCCGGAGAAUUGCUCACCAGCACGAUUGAACUGUAGUCAGCCGGGCACUGUUGGAAGCACCACUAGGAAGCAUUGCAAAUAAUUUUUGAAUUAUUUUUUUUAUUUUAAUAAAAUUUAAAUACUGCCCAAAAGUACUCUGAAUAAAAUACUUAAAUAUUUUUAGAUAAGAAGUUUCGUAUGAUUUUAGUUAGGAAUAAAGUGGGUGUUUAUGUUAUGUUUAUGAUUCUUUUUCGUAAUUUUCAUCAAAAUUCUUGACCAUUUAAAAAACCGACAUGCUAAAUAUGAGGUUAUAGACAAAAAAGGGGCGUUUGAGCAUCGCACGUGGAAUAAAAUUAAGCGCGACAAUAAAAUGAUGAAUGUCUUUUGGUGAAACAUGGCAUUUUUGCACCAAAAACUUUUAUUUUGACUUCACAGCAGUCGGCUUUUCUUCGUAUAACAAUUAACUCGGCGGUUUCAAUGUUUAGUUUUAUGAGCCCUUUUUCAGUUGUCACUGAAUCUUCAGAGCAGUGUGCAAAUACAAGUAUAAGAUAAGGUAUUUGCGGGAGAAACUUGAUUUGUUUUAAAAUUGAAUAUCAGAUUAUUAUUAUUUUUUUGGCGUGGGGCGUUGAGUUUUCGCACUGCCGGGCAUGUUCGGAAACCUGUUCGAAGAAGACGACGCAGCAUUUGUGCCCCAAAGCACUAGUUCCGAUGGCAGGAAAUGUCAGGGGAAAAACAGCGAGCCCCCUCCGCCGAGGGGAAUGGUCAAUCUGUCUGGGAUCAGGAAUCAAGGCGGAACCUGCUACCUCAAUUCCCUGCUACAGACGCUGCUCUUCACACCCGAGUUCAGAGAGGUGCUGUUCAGUCUGGGACCAGAAGAGCUGGGUUAUCUGUCAGACAAGGACAAGCCUGAGGCCAAGGUGAGAGUGAUCCCCUUGGAGCUGCAGAGGCUGUUUGCUUACCUCUUGUUGGUGGAUCAGCAGGCUGCCUCUACAGCAGACCUCACUGAUAGCUUUGGAUGGACCAGUAAUGAGGAGACAAGCCAGCAGGAUGUGCAGGAGCUGAACCGGAUCCUGUUCAGUGCCCUGGAAAGCUCUCUGGUCGGCACGUCAGGGAGUGAUAUCAUAAGCCGUCUCUACCACGGCACAGUCGUCAAUCAGAUUGUCUGCAAGGAGUGUGGCAAUGUCAGCGAGAGACAGGAGGACAUUCUGGACCUGACGGUGUCGGUGAAAGGCUUGAGCGGCCUGUUGGAGGCGCUGUGGAGCAUGUUUGUGGAGGAGGAGUUCUUUGAGGGCAAUAACCUGUAUCGUUGUAGCUGCUGUGGCAACUUGGUCACGGCGGCCAAGUCAGCUAAACUGAGGAAGCUGCCUCCCUUUCUAACCAUCUCCCUGCUGAGGUUCAGCUUUGACUUUACCAAAUGUGAGCGGUACAAGGAAACAGGCCGAUACACGUUCCCCGUCAGAAUGAACCUCCGGCCUUUCUGUGAGCAGGCAGAGCGGGCAGACUCAGAGUAUGAAUAUGAACUCUUUUCUGUUAUUAUACACAAAGGUGGCUGUUAUGGGGGACACUACCACGUGUAUAUCAAAGAUCUCGACCAACUGGGCAACUGGGAGUCUCCCGUUCAGGAAGAAGAAGCCAAGCCAAAAUUGCCAAAAAAAGACGUGAAAGCUCCUGAUUCUGAGCUGGAAGUAGAGGACCCGCUGGCGGUGCUGAAAGCCAUAUUGUCUCAGGAAGAAUCAAAGACCAUCCUUGUCGACCAGUUGGGCCAAAAGCUACUAGAUAAAAUUGGGGUGUCCUGGAACAAAAAAUUUCGUAAACAGCACGGACCAAUCGGAAAGUUUCUCCAGAGCCAUGCGGAUGUAUUUUUGUUGGUUUCAAAUGGCACCCAAGUUCAACUCAAGCCCAAUGGACUGGAGGCUGUAGAACCGAGCCAGAAGGCUGACCCAGUUACACCGGAAAGGACAGAGGUGCCGGUACCGGGUGAUGAGCACCACUGGUUCGACCUGAACGACACCUCUGUGCAGCCCAUCAGAGAGCAGGACAUUGAAAAGCAGUUUCAGGGCAAGGAGAGUGCCUACAUGCUGUUCUACAGGAAAGCCGAGCUCCGGAGGCCUGCGGAAGCCAGAAAGAACCCAAGAUACAAAGUUCCAGUCCAUUUGCUUCAAGAAACUGAGGAAGAAAACAAGAAACUGCAGCGGAUGAGGUCAGAGUUUGAAGAGUCCAGCAACACCAUUGAGGUGCGUCUGCAUCUGGCCCCACACUACAAGGUGGAAAACGGGGCUUUGCACCCGAGUUCGUCGCCUCAGGACAGCGUGCUGCCGUUGGCUUUCGACCGGCGCAAGACUGUGGGGGACCUUCGACAGGCCAUCUACCAGGUGCAUUCCUGGGAAGGAGACAUGGCUCUUACAGUUGUUAAGAGUUUACCAGCAGGCCUUCAUCUGUAUGACACCCUAAUAGAUGACCAGCAGUCUCUGUACAGCUCUGGUAUCGCAGAUGGGAUGGAUCUGUUUGUGUGGAAUGGGCAAGAGGUGGGUGGCGUGAAUGUCCAGACCGGUGCGGACUGGGAACCGGUGCUGCUGAACCUGGUGCGGCCCUCUGUUGGUGGUGAGGACCCUGGGCUAUCGGAGGCACCCCAGGGCUUCUCUGGGGGCCUCGAGCUGGGAGCAGUGCGCCAGGCCCUGGGUAAAGAGGAGCUCCUGCUGUGCCAGGAAGAGAAGGGGCUUGGCACUCAUGGCUCAGGCUGGAGGGUGUUUCCACCGGCAGACAUGCACAAGACCAUUAAAGAGCUGGCCCUGAGGGACGGAGACUCCAUCCUGGUGCUGGAGCCCCAGGCCUUGGACUUGAGCCAGUUCACUCUUAAUGGGGACAUAGUCGCCGUGACGACCCCCUCAGAGUGCAGGUGGCUGCAGGUGGCUCCCUGGACAGGAGAAGCAGCAGGAGAGGGGGAUGGCAAAGCGGUUAAGGUCCCAGCCUCGGGAGACAUGCUGCUGUCAGAGGUUAAACUGAAGGCCAUGGAGGAGCUGUGUUUACAGGACCAAUUAUUAGGAAGCGAGUGCUGCCUGAGACAGGCUGACAACAGCGGCAAACUCCUGCCCCCAGUGCGGGAGGAUAUGAGUAUCCGUGAGGCAGGGGUGAAACUGAUGAGCACUUUGUCCCUUUGCCCAGGCCCAGCACCUGGACCACAUCAGCUGUUUCUCUACUUCACUGUUGGCACAGAUCCUCCAGCUGGGCCAGAGAUGGAGAUAAUCGUUGAGGACACAGUCACUGUUAAAGAGUGCCUGAAGCUCAUGUUGAAGAGGGCAGGACUGGAAGGGGAAUGUUGGCACCUCAGAAAAGUAGAUUGGUGCUAUGAAAUUGGUGAGCCACUUAAUGAAGAGGACACCACACUCGCCAAACUGAAGGUCAGAAGUGGAGACACCUUGGUGGUCACAGAGGGCCGCCUCCCACCGAAGGGCUUCUUGAGGUUACCGGUCUGGCUGUAUGGAGAGCCGAGCAUUUCCUUAAGCCAGCAAGACCCUCAGAUCAAUCAUGUUGCGGAGCAAAUAGGAGAAUUGUCGUUGGGCACUUCCACUGCAGACGCAUUGGAAUUGCAUCUUCAGUUUAUGGGACUUGUUGAGAUCUCAGGAGAAGCCAGCCUGGAAGAUCUCAAAAUGCAGGUCAUGACCUUGCCAAACUUCCAGAAUCUGUGUGUGCCAUCGUCCGAAUUUCUCCGAGUCUGGGUGCUGGAAGGCAAACGACCAGCCAAGAUCCUCAGGGGAAACCAGCAGCCGAUCAACACUUUAAAAUUAGGAAGUGGGACUGAAAUCUGUGUCCAGCGUCUUUGCAAAGAAGAAAACCUUGGUCUUAAGGAGCUGCUUCUGAGAGUGCAAAUGGGCGUGCCGGCCCAGCGCCAAUACUACCCGGCUGAGGAGCUGGUAUGGGACACGGCCAAGGAGUGCACAGCCCGGGCGCUGCGCCAGGCCAUUGCCAGCCAUUACGCGCUGCCCCUCGACAAGGUGGAAGUGGCCAAAUACUUCCCAGACAAGUACGAGUGGAUGGUGGUGUCCAGCUGGAGCCAGCAGGUAUCCAAACGUAAGAAGAAGAAAAAGUUAGAGAAUUUGCUGGGGGCACCUUUUCACCUAAAAGAUGGGGAUGUCAUUGGGGUCAAGAAUCUUCUCAUAGACCAGAAUAAAGACUUCAGCACGCUUCGAGAUGACAUUGGGAAGCAGCAGCUCAGGCAGGAAGUGGAAAACAAGAGGAACAGUGGGAAGAGGGUCAGCUUUCAGAACGCAGAGCCUUACCCAGAGAGGAAGCCUUCUGGACGCAACAGGAAGCCCGAAGUUGCCCUUUCCAUCAACGUUGGAGUUUUUAGAUAGCAGUGACUUCUCAUCUGUUAAGGUGUCGACGCAUAUGAUGUGUGUUUGGGUUUUUUUUUUUUUUAAAUCUUCCUUUGGUCGCUUUUCCUGUGUCAAGCAACAAUAUUUUCCACACUCUCCACCUGGUUUGUGCCUGGCUUUGAUCGAUUGUGCAGUUUCCCCGAAGAGGUGAAAUGGCGCCAACCAUAGCAGACGUCCAGAUGGAUUAGCAGAGCGGUUAGUCUUCUAGGUCACCCUAAACCACUUGUGUUUUUAGGUUAAGGACACAUGGACGUUAUCGAUAAGCUGGGCAAGUACAUUGUUCAUUUGUUCAGUUAAGGGAAAUUGGUCUUUAGGGGCUGAUGUGUUUAGCUGAUCACUAUUUCAGAUCUUGAGGAACUGAUGAUUUAAUGAUUACUAAUGAAAAUUGCUGCUUUGGGGCUCCCUAGGGCCAGGGUUGGAGACAUAAAUAUAAGCAAGGCCUAACAUUUACAGGUAGCAAAAAUUGUAAAGGGACAUACCUGUUGAUGCAGGGACAGUUUAGACUUCAGGACUCUUCUGGUUGGUCACUCAACGACACUUAAGCAGCUUUUAAAUGAUCUCUGAUAACUCCCUGCUCAAACAUACUAUAACUAUGCAAUUAAAGUCGUAGUACAAUCUGUGGUUAUGAAGUGCUAUUAUAAGUAUUUAUCAUGUGCUUAAUUAUGCCUAGUGUUAACAUGCUGAGCAGUUUUCCAACACAAUUUGACAAACAAAAACAAGUAACUGACUGGUUUCCAGGUGCCAGUUAAUUUUGUACCCUAAUAGUCAUUAGAGAUCAAACGGCAAAAGUAGCAGUUGAUUAAUAGGAAUUUAGUUUUUUAUGUAAAAUGUACAUACAUGUUAACAACAAGAAUCAAUCAUAAACGGUUGGCUUAAAGAUACUACAAACAAAAUAUUUUGUACUUUAAUGACAAAAUGUAGGUUUGUCACGUACCUCUGUAUUAUCUGCUUGUAUUGAAGCUUAGGGAGUAGGAUGGGAUGAUUUUAAGUUCGUUUUUUUCUUAAUGACAAUAAAUCCCAUUUCAGGAUACUCUUUGUGGUGUCUGAUCAUGUUGUAGUAAGGCUUUGUAAAAUCAUCUUAAUGUAGUUGGGCUGGACGUGAGAUUGAGGUAUCCAGGCACGCCACAUCUCCACAGAGCUUUAUGGCUGAAAAUGUACAUUUAAUCGCUGCUCAGUCGACAAGCACAUGAAGUGAAAGCAACUGUGGUGCUGGUGCAGGAAAAACAGAGCUCUACUAUCAAAUGUUUGGCUUGAGAAAAUCGUAGGAAAAAUGGCUAUUUUCUUAUUUUUUGUACAGAUUCUUUCUGUUGUGUAAAUAAAUGCAGCCUGCUUCAAUGUUCUUAAAAUGAUGUAAAAAAUAGAUAGAAGAAAGCACAGCUUUGCAGUGGCAUCUGGAAGUAUGAAUUGCCCCGUAUUAAACUGCAGUGGCAUGCUGAUCCAAUUGAACAUCUCAGGAUUUUUCAUUUAUUUUGUGAAAAUCAGGAAAAAAAAUUGAUUUACUACAGAAAUAUGGGUUUUGUUAACGUUUGCAUAUUUGUUUUAUGAAAACAAAAUUAAAAACCAAUCUGACAUUUUUGGAA